This is a messenger RNA of Aphanomyces invadans, 1464 nucleotides long. RefSeq lists its product as hypothetical. The record is from RefSeq and is a predicted model, not a curated record. Lineage: Eukaryota; Oomycota; Saprolegniomycetes; Saprolegniales; Verrucalvaceae. The transcript has a single exon. The coding region runs from base 1 to 1464 and encodes 487 amino acids.
AUGUACUCGCUGCAAGUCAAGUCGAGGCUGAGCAACAGUAGCAGCUCCAGCAACGGGUCCAAGUCGAUCCAACUCGAGGGGACGUCCGGACGUCACGACGAGUCGUCCGUCCAUUACGACAACGACGAUGACUUGUUGGAGGACGAGGAAAACUACCAUGACUCGGGCCGACCGCUGACGCCGCAGUCGUGGGUCCAAAAGAUAGGAUCUGCUAUGUUUCAAAAGAUCAAGAUUGCCCCCAGCACCGAGUCCCCCGUGAUUGUGGUCAAGCCAGCCCCACCCGUACAAGCAACAUCACCGGCGUCGCAGUAUUCGUCCACUCGUUCGACUCCCACUCCACCCCGCCCCUCGAAAUUCCAACUCCAAAUUGACACAGAUCCCGUCGUCGAGACAAGGAUAGCCAUGCCCUCCGCAUCUGCCUUCGACGAGCCAGCAGGUGCUCCAUCACAUCCGCGGGGGUCGUUUGGACAACACCCCAUCGACUUCAUUAAAGUGUACUGCAGCCCGAAACGACAGAACCAAUCUCCAAAGAUUCAGCCGCAGCGGAAUACCCCGGCUGCCUCCACGCCCCCCCGUCGAGCUGAUGUCAAGCCCUCCGUUAGCCAACACGAUCAUGAUGACGACCUCGAUGUGUCUCCCUCAAAACGCCCUGAAGUCCGGGGAGACGUCGUUCCCGUGCUCCAGAGUUUCUUUGCCCGCCCAAUGCCUUCCAAAGACAGGAAGACGUCGGUCCACACAAUCGACAAGAUGAUUCACCGUCAGGAACAGUACAAGCGAGACUUGGCACGCCAAGACCAGCUCCGCGCGUCUGCCGCGUUGUCAGCCCACAACCGCACCGCCCAACCAAACGAUGACACAGCGCAAUGCAAGCGGGAAGUGCUUCGAAAGCAUGCGCGAUCUCUCAAGCGGCAGCGGAUGGCCGACAUUGCUGCCGCCAAGCAAAUACUGCAAACACGGGACGAACAAAAUCGACGGUAUUUUAGAGACGCUCGCGAAUCAUGGGAAGGCGCAUUUGAGGACGAGGUAGCGGCGCUCGCGGGGGCGUUUGCCAAGGCAAGUUGCCGCCACGCGAACGACCUCCGGCCAAUGACGACGGCGGGUCUUGUCGUCCCAGAAGCGCAAAGUCAAGUCGAACGGGACAAAGUGCUGCUCCAGCAACGGGCUCAGACGGCUCCAACCAAGCAAGUCCAGGUGACUUACAACCACACGAGGUCUGCGUCACCCGUGGUGGAAACCACCGAAGAAGGCGACGACUCGAGUCCAGGCACGUCCCACCAAGCACAAGAGGUGGGUUGUGCCAGCGGCUACGACUGGCUCGAGCGAUCGCAUGCAGUGGAAAUGACAGGUCCGGACCAAGACAUUGAUGGGAGGAUGUGCCACGGCAAACGAGACAGACUUGAUGGAGAGGCUGGAACAGUAUUCGACAUCUCUCGACCAGCGAUGAACGACACCACGCCAGGAUAG